AUGGCUGUAAGCGGGGGUAUGUGCCGGUGGCCCUUUCGUUAUAUAGAGUCUCUACGUGACAAUGACAAAGUCUACAACCGCUUCACACUCUUUCUUUGGGUGUGUGUCGCGGAUGGUUUUAGGAUUCACACGUGGGACGACAAGGUCCCACCACCGCCCUCGCCCGCCCCAGCCUUGCCAGGUAAGCGUUCGAACAGCAUUUGCCCUCCCGUCUUGACUAUUCCUGUCGACCUGGGCAAAGCCUUUCCCAAGCGGAGCAAUUCGGUGGCCGCCUCGGCUAUGGGCACUUUUGAUCAUGGCAGUGGAGCUUUGGUUGCUGCCCUCUUUGACCUCGAUACCAGCGAAGGCGUGGGCGGCAAGGAAUCGCUGGAGCGAACGGCCACUGUCCAGGUGUCACCUCCACGCAGGCUGACGCACACGGACACGCUGGGAAACUUCAGCGAUGUCAGCAACAGUCUGCGCGCCAAGCUUGUCGACGAUGUGCACGAGGACGCCGUGUCCCCCGUGGAGUUGGACCAUGGUCAGACCGGCCACGUCUAUGCUUUGGAGGCAGGCGGCCAAAAGAUUGCAGUCUUCAAGCCCGUCGACGGGGAGAAGUUCCAUCGGAAGAGUCUCGAUGCUGGGAAAGGUGCCGUCCGCGAGGAGGCGGUGUACCUCGUGGAUCGCCUCACCGGAUCGCAGGCCGCUGUCCCGGUGACAUCGCGAGCCUCAAUCCAGGUCGAUGGCCAUACCCUGGAAGGCUCCGUCCAAGCCUUCGUGAUGGACGUCCAGGGCUUUAUCGAGGACUAUGGCAUCCCGAGGAAGCUCGAGGAGGCUGUUGCCUUUAUCCCUCAAGCAGACGCUGAGUCUAUCGCCCUCCUCGAUAUGCGGGUCUUCAAUAUGGACCGGCAUCCGGGCAACUUGCUCCUGCUGAAGAAGGCCAAACCUCAUGGCCUGGGACCUAUCGAUCAUGGCUGCUGUUUGCCGCCCUGGUGGUGCCUCGGUGAGGCCAUCUUCGAGGCCUGGAUAUCAUGGCCCCAGCUGCAGACGCCGCCCUCGUCGGACGCUUUCAGCUUGGCGCGGGCAGCGCAUGCGAAGCUGGCUCUGACCUGCAGGAUGGUUGCGGAAGCCGGGCUCGACCCCAGCGCUGUGGUCACAUUGAGGCUGUGCACGAUCUUCGUAUACAUCGGCAUUGUGGAAAUGGCCAUUCCCAUCGGAAAGCUCGCAGCCCUCAUGCUGCGAGAUGACUGCGCAGAUCCUCAGGAGCUGUCCUGGCUGGAGGAGCGGGUCCUUGCUGCCGCGAAGGAGCAUGGAGGUAAGCUCAGCGUCCAGGCCAACGAUCGGGGUGAUCCGGAUGUCCGAAUCGAGGACUUCGGCGACUCACUGCAGGUCGAGCCCUUCAUACAAGAUCUGGAGCAGCGCUUUCGGCAGGACCUGAAGGCCUUCCGACAAGACACCCCGGAAAGCCACGGAGAAGAUGCGCCGAUUCAGUCUUGGUGA
Molecule: messenger RNA, 1479 nt
Organism: Symbiodinium sp. CCMP2592
Lineage: Eukaryota; Dinophyceae; Suessiales; Symbiodiniaceae
Source: the annotation of a GenBank genome assembly